This is a messenger RNA of Cucumis melo (muskmelon), 1263 nucleotides long. RefSeq lists its product as uncharacterized. Gene Ontology annotation, molecular function: protein binding. The record is from RefSeq and is a predicted model, not a curated record. The transcript has 6 exons. Lineage: Eukaryota; Viridiplantae; Streptophyta; Magnoliopsida; Cucurbitales; Cucurbitaceae. Bases 250 to 867 code for a protein of 205 amino acids.
UGGAUUUUGCAUUAGCAACGAAGGAACCAAAAAAAGAAAAGAAAAGAAAAGAAAAAAGAAGUUCUUUUUGCGCCCCAAAACUGCAGUUUCACCCCGCGCUCUCGUCUCUCACUCUCUCUUUCGAUUUCUUCAGCAUUCAAUACAUUUUUCAAAUCGCUACCACCACCGUACCUUGCUUCGGAUUUUCCCUCUCCAACAGGAUUUAGGGUUAGGGUUCAUUUCUUCAUAUCUCCUCCUCUAAUUCUAAACAUGUAUGCUGAUCGAUUGGAGGCCGAUAACCAUAGGUCUAUAAAGGACCGACUCAAUGGAAACUCUUCUGACCUUUCUGCCCGCCGCCGGCCGAUUACUGGGAAGAGGCAGAGACAAGAUGACAAGUGGGAGCAUGAUCUCUAUGAGAAUGAUGAACCACAAACUUCAAAUCGCAGAGUUGGUGCUCGGGAUCUUCGCUUGAAGCUCCAAAAGAAAAGUCAACAGCAGAGUGGAAAUGCACCUUUUUCAGGAGUGCGGGACCUACGUGAAAAGUUAUCUGGCACAAUGAAACCACAAGCUGCAAAAAAUGAUCCACCAAAACCAAAAUUAGAAGUUACAAAAGCGCCACGAAAAAAUGAUGCUAUCGAAGCUCAUCCUUCAACCACUCAAAAAGCAGUAGCCAAGUCUGCUACUAGGAAAAAUGCUGCUCAGAAGAGUGAUACAUCAGUGGAUGACUUCCUACAGUCCUUGGGUCUUGAAAAAUAUUCCAUUACGUUUCAAGCAGAGGAAGUUGAUAUGACAGCGCUUGUACACAUGGGAGAUGAUGAUCUCAAGGCUUUAGGGGUGCCAAUGGGGCCAAGAAAGAAGAUCCUUUUGGCAUUGGAAUCAAGAGUAUGAAUCAUGAAAAGUGGCUUGAGCAAGUACCUCUUGCGGGUGUUUGAUUUUAUACCAGCUGUGAGACUGUCAUGAACAAGUAGGGCCGUCUUUCUUUCGCCAACCAUUGUAACUCUUGCCCCUUUUAUCCAUUCUUUCUUUUCUUUUUCGUUUUUUUUUUCUUUUUUUCUUUGCUUUCUUCCAGUUCAUUAUUCAUGUUAUAAUGUAACAUGUUAAGGACCUUGAAAUGUUUAGAUAUUGAUGGAAAUAUGGGAUUUAGUAGUAGUAAUGGGUAUGUCUUUAGCUGAGGUGUAUGCAACUCUUUUAACGCUUCCAGGCCUCCAGCUUUUGUGGUGGUGCCUUUCAGUGCUCAAAUAUGCUGGACUUGAAUUAGUUUGUUCAAAAGUUUCAACUUCCAUA